AUGGAAGCAGAACAGACGGCCAUUAGACGCCUUUGCGCCCGUAUGGAGGCAAGUAUCGAUCACACGCAGCCGUCAAGCAUCACAGAGGAAACGCUAGAAUACUAUCGAACAACACAGUUCCUCAACUUGAUCUGGGAGCCAGAUGACACCUUAAUCACGUUCGAGGAAAAGAUGAGCGAAAGCUGGUCCAUUGCAAAGGGAGCGUUGGUUGACCGGCUUGCCCUCUGGCACCUCCACUCCCUCAUCCCAGAUAGAUACGAUUCAGCACGUACCAAAAUUAAAGAAGUGGCCACGAUGGAAGAAGGCCUGGAGCAUCUUCGGUGCGAAGCCUUGCUAUCCUGCCAGAUUCUACAAAGAGAUGAGAACCGCAGUGUAAAACAACGAGCUGAAAAACGCAGACGCGGACGAGGCGGUCGAAAGCUCAGAGACAAUAAGGGCAACAAUGGCAAACUUGCAUCGAGGGUAGAGAAACCUGGUGACCAAACGCGCGAAUUCUCUAGUAUCUGCAGCUGGUGCCACGAGAAAGGACAUAGACAGAGAGUCUGCCCCAUCCUCAAGGACGCCGAUAAGAAGGGGAUGGUGCUGUGGAAUCGACAUGGGCAACCUCGUCUUGUUGGCGGUUUCUACCUCGACUUCAACACGCCCAAACACUGUUAG
Molecule: messenger RNA, 657 nt
Organism: Microsporum canis CBS 113480
Lineage: Eukaryota; Fungi; Ascomycota; Eurotiomycetes; Onygenales; Arthrodermataceae
Exons: 1
Coding region: 1-657 (218 amino acids)
Source: RefSeq, a predicted model, not a curated record